GAGAACGAAAGAGAAGUGUCAAGAUAUUGCAUCUGGCAGCGAGGUGGGCGUGACGUCAGCGGCAGAGGCUCAGUUGUUGUGGCUCAAGUGGCAGGAAAGGAUGGUAGGGUAGACGUCCAUCCAUUCUUCAAUUGUUUCGCUGAUAUUCCGAGCUGAUGCAGGAUCUUACUACCAAGAGUUACAUAUUCCAGUAACUUUCACAAACAACAAGGCAGGAAGUGGAGACUAGAUUUUUGUCAUGGUGAAAUAAAGGCAAAUUGAAAAAAAAAAUGUGAAGCCAGUCAUUCAUAGUGCAAGUACUUAACAUGCAUACUGCAUCUUUUUUCUGUAAUGUCAGACAGUAAUACAUUUUUUAUAUUUUUUAAGUCCAGGUUUAGGGUGCAUUGUGGAAGAUUGAAUUUUCAUGACGAUUAUAGAAAUAGAAUGAUAAUUCAGUAUGAGUGAGGAAAAGCCAUUUGUGUGUUUGUAUUGCAAUAAGAGAUUCAAUUGGAAGCACAAUCUGAAACAGCAUCUGAGGAAUCACACAAAUGACAAACCAUUUGAAUGUUCGUAUUGCGAAAAGAAGUUCAGAUGGAAGCACAACCUGUCGCAGCAUCUCAGGAACCACACAGGAGACAAGCCAUUUGAGUGUUCUUCUUGCAACAAGAAGUUUGACUGGAAACACAACUUGGAGACUCACAUGAGGACUCAUACAGGUGAAAAACCCUUCAAGUGUUCGUACUGCAACAAGGAUUUCAGCCAGAAGGGGCACUUAAAGGAGCACUGGAGAUUACACACUGGUGAAAAACCGUACGAGUGCACAUACUGCGAUAAAAAAUUCUAUGCAAAGUCAUGCCUGACAAAGCAUCUAAAACUUCAUGAAAGUAGUGAGGUUUUCCAGUGUUCGUAUUGUGACGAGAAAUACUCUGUGAAACGGGACUUUAGAAAACACUUGAAAAGUCAUGGAAUUAAGAAACCGAAACAGCUUCAUAAGUGUCCACAUUGUGACAAAGAAUUAACACAAAAAUGUCACUUGCAACGACAUCUAAGAAUACACACGGGGGAGAAACCUUUCUCAUGUUCAUAUUGUGGAAAGAAAUUCAUUCAGAAAAGUUCUCUGAACCAGCAUGAGAAACUUCAUAGAAAUGAGAAGCCUUAUGUUUGCACACUUUGUGAUAAAAGGUUCAGCCAAAAUUGUCACUUAAAACUCCACAUCAGAGUUCAUACCGGUGAAAGGCCUUACCAUUGCGAGCUUUGUGAAAAGAAGUUUGCUGCCAGGUCAGAUUUAACCAAACAUCUAAAAAUUCACACAGGCGAAAGGCCAUUUUCAUGUUCGUUUUGUGAUAAGAAGUUUAUUGGAAAGUCAGAAUUAACUAGUCAUAUGAAAAGUCAUAUGAACAAGAAGAGAAUGCAAUGUUCACUUUGCGAUAAAAGUUUUACUACAGAGACUGCAUUAACCCAUCAUAUGGAGUUGCUGCAUGUGGAAGAAGAUGGCAGUCCAAACUGUACCAGCAGUUUUGCCUUUGUCGCCAGCACAAGUAAUCAUGUAGACAAUGAAUCUGUUAAUGGGGACCCCGACCUGUCAGACAGCCGUUCCUCUAUAAUGGACGACCCUGCAAGAGAUCCACUCGAUGGCGACAGACCCGCGACACCACGGCAAAUGCCGGGUGAAGGAACCAGUGGCAGUCGAUGGCCCGAAAACGUGAUUUUCAUCAAGUCAGAAUAUAAUCCCGACAUCGUGAAGACCGAAAACUUCCCGCCUUCCGCAGCCAGAGACGUCGGCGUCGAGUCAAGGGCGGAUGACUUCGUGGAAACCAUCAAGACUGAAGACCACAUCACCAUCAAAGAGGAAGUCCCCUCCGACUGAAUUGUUUGUUUACAUGAUGUUUAUAAACUUUAGCGUCCAGUAAUGCCUCCUUGCUUCUGGUAUUUGUGCGUUCUCGGCGUCAGAGCUAGUCCCCCUUGUGUCAUCAGUAGACUGUAGUUGGUGUACUGUGUGCACUUCGCCCGGAAACUGAUUGUAGACCUUUAUUCGUUAUUCGUUUAUUUAAAGAUUAAAUAAAGCUGUA
This is a messenger RNA of Penaeus vannamei (Pacific white shrimp), 2048 nucleotides long. NCBI's taxonomy places the organism in Eukaryota, Metazoa, Arthropoda, Malacostraca, Decapoda, Penaeidae. The record is from RefSeq and is a predicted model, not a curated record.